This is a messenger RNA of Cladophialophora immunda, 2273 nucleotides long. RefSeq lists its product as uncharacterized. The transcript is spliced from 2 exons. NCBI's taxonomy places the organism in Eukaryota, Fungi, Ascomycota, Eurotiomycetes, Chaetothyriales, Herpotrichiellaceae. The record is from RefSeq and is a predicted model, not a curated record. Gene Ontology annotation, molecular function: transporter activity. Gene Ontology annotation, biological process: transport. Bases 385 to 2043 code for a protein of 552 amino acids.
CGGUGACCUGCAUCUCCCUGUCAGCAUUUGCGGCGCAGCAAGCACCAAAAGCCACCGAGCUGCGUCUAAACUCUGUUCAAUGUCGACCUUAGAUUUCCAUCUCUUUGUUACUCUUUGAAACUCUUUGACACCACCCAGACGCACGACAAUCCCCUUUCGCUCUCUAUUCUCGUAUUCCCCGCCCUACCUCGAUCUGAAAGACAGCCUCACACUGAGCGCGUUCACUCUGUCACUCGUUUUGCGACGCACGCCACUCUAACCUGUCACUUCUCACCCGUCCGCUCACUCUCACAAACUAUACUUUCUCCUUAUUCAGCCGCGCCGAACAGCGAUGCGAAUGCGACUCAGUCUUUGACACGCCACAAAAAGAAAUAAACAUUCAAGAUGGGCUGGCCAAAGUGCAAUUCGACGGAUGAGGACUUAUCGAUUACCGAGGAGCCUAUAUGGGAUGGCCAUACGUUCCAUACCAUCGGUCUCUGGGUUGCGGCAAUCUUCACCAUCAUCGCCCUGGCCGUCUCCUUCUUCCUCAUUCUCAUGCACGCCACGCAUUACCUGAAACCCUGGGAACAGAAGCACAUCAUUCGCAUCCUCUUCAUGAUCCCCAUCUACGCCGCCGUCUCGCUCCUCUCCUUCUACUACUACCGACACAGCGUCUACUUUGAAGUCAUCCGAGAUUGCUACGAAGCUUUCGCCAUUGCCUCCUUUUUCUCGUUACUAUGCGCAUACCUCGCUCCCGACUUACACCAACAAAAGAUUUACUUCCGAACAAUCACCCCGAAGAAAUGGGUUUGGCCCAUGAGAUACUUUCAAAAGUGUACCGGGGGCCCUGAGAAGGGUUGGUUGAGGACACCCAAAAGUGGGUUGACGUGGUUCAAUGUGGUCUGGGUCUCCAUCUUCCAGUACUGUUUCAUCCGCGUUUUCUUCACGAUUGUAUCAGUCAUCACGCAGGCCGUCAACCUCUAUUGCCUCGAGUCGCUGAAUCCCGCCUUCUCCCACAUAUGGGUCAUGGUCUUCGAAACCAUUUCCAUCACCGUCGCCAUGUACUGCUUAAUCCAGUUCUACAUUCAGAUCAAGGACGACAUCCGCCAGCAUAAGCCCCUUCUGAAAAUCACCGCCAUCAAAUUGGUCAUCUUCCUGAGCUUCUGGCAGACCAUUGCCAUCUCUAUCCUCACCAGCGCGGGAUUUAUCAAGGCCACCAAGCGCAUCCAAACCCCCGAUAUCAAGGUCGGCAUUCCGGCGUUGCUUUUGUGCAUCGAGAUGGCCUUUUUCUCCAUCUUUCACAUAUGGUCCUUUAGCUGGAAACCCUAUGUGAUUGGCUCCAAGGAACAGAUGUCUGAGACGGUCGCUGGUGAGGGGUCGGCACGGGCUUCAUAUAAAGGAGGCUUUUUGGGAAUCAAGGCCAUUUUUGAUGCCUUCAAUGGCAUGGAUAUGCUCAGAGCUACGGGUCGGUCGGCGAAAUGGCUGUUUAAGGGACGCAAGACUCGACACAAUGACCCGAGUUAUGACUUGUCAAGGAAAGAUACCGAAGGAAGUGAUUUUGGUGCCCAUGGCCAAAAACUGAACCCCUUGAACCACCCAAGCGCUUACACGGGUGCUGCGACCAAACCACCUCACUACAAUGCCGCCGGAGACGAAGAAGGCGCCACUCUACUCGCCAACAGCCAGAGCAUGCCAACAUCACAACAGCCAAUUGUGGGGACAGGCAGCGAUGGGGGCCAUGACUUCUACGAUUCGAACAAUGUGAGCGAUAUUGGGCUUGCGAUGAGCUACGACGACAAAUACAACGGCCGAUACGACCCACCCUCAUACCCUCCACCCACGCAACGGCCCUAUGCGCCUUAUCAAGGGUCAACUGGAGGCCAAGAAAGCGGCGUGGUGUCAGUGCCGUAUCCUGUAUCGCGGGCAGGAGAGGAACCAAGCUCACACUUGGGGGGUGGUCAAGACAGCAGGAGAUUAUACAUGACGCCCCCGCGGAGUCCGGACCCAAACACGAGGAAAGCUGAUGGGCCAGACGGGGUGGCAGGGAACGGGGCAUUCUUCUAAUGACAAAGUUUAUGCGGUUUUGUGCUACGGUUUGGAGCUUCGGCAUGUGCAAUAGGGAUCAAUGCAAUGACACGAACCUGAUGAGUUUUCCAGCUCAGGCAAUGGAUAUUCUUCUUUCCUCCUUUUGACCUGUCCCGUUUCGGGGAUUCUGGCCGUUGAUCGGUUGUUUGCUCCCUUUAUUUCCCUGUCCUUUUAUUCCUUUGUAUACCUAGGUAAUCCCCCUUGAUAAC